Messenger RNA from Acytostelium subglobosum LB1, 519 nucleotides. RefSeq lists its product as hypothetical. Bases 1 to 519 code for a protein of 172 amino acids. NCBI's taxonomy places the organism in Eukaryota, Evosea, Eumycetozoa, Acytosteliales, Acytosteliaceae. The transcript is spliced from 3 exons. The record is from RefSeq and is a predicted model, not a curated record.
AUGCCACCACAUCAACAGGCGGGUCGCCCAACACAGACAGUGUUGAUACAGAAGAUCAAUAUCACGUUUGGACAGACUGGCUGCAGCUAUGACACACUCUUUGGCAAAUACCUGGCUGGUGCCACAGUUUACUCGAUCGAAGAUCCUUACAUUCGCGUCAGACAUCAGAUUGAGAACUUUGUUCGUCUCUGUGAGCUCAUCGUCAAGAAGUCCAACAACCAAGGACGUCCUGCACAGAUCAAACUUACAACCUCUACCGAAUCCCCUGCACAAGAAGAGGAAGUUAAGAGUAGUUUACAAACGAUCAAACUGAGUCUGAUGGAACACAAUAUACUGUUUGAUUAUGGAUUCUCAUCAACACUUCACGACAGAUCAAUUGAGGUUAACAAUGGAAUAAUGAUUCGACUGGGUAGAGGACUGGAUUACUUCCAGAAAGCAAAUUCGAAUUGUUGCAUUGGAUAUCAUGAUAUGGACUUUAGACCUUGUAUGGAAACGAUCAUUGAGAUUUAUAAGAUAUAA